Planococcus citri (citrus mealybug) is the source of this 1258-nucleotide messenger RNA. RefSeq lists its product as uncharacterized. The record is from RefSeq and is a predicted model, not a curated record. NCBI's taxonomy places the organism in Eukaryota, Metazoa, Arthropoda, Insecta, Hemiptera, Pseudococcidae. Bases 107 to 1207 code for a protein of 366 amino acids. The transcript is spliced from 2 exons.
AAUUUGCGACGUGUACUUUUCAUUAGGAAGGAGUUGCGUGGAUCAUUCUCGUAGAAAUCGAUGCAGUGUUCAUCUCAGUCUUCAAAGUAGCUACCUAUUUUUAAAUAUGGCGGUUGUUCAAGCCCUAAGUUCGCGAUUACUGUAUUUUGUGCUGCUCAGUGUGGAAGUUUUUAAGGUAUCAACGUUCGUAAAUGCAGCCCCUUCGCGAAAUCUAUGUGAUCUAGGAUCACUGAACUUCGAAGAGGCUGAUUUUGGGAAAACUGGGUUUCCCUAUUUGGUUUUCGAAGCAGCAGACAAACCCAAAAAGUCUCCAUCGCCGGACAUUAAAAUGAAAACCGCAGCUGCCGCCCUCGUAGAAAAAAUGAACGAGUUUUAUGAUUUAUUGGUGGAAUCGGAAUUAAUCGAAGAUAAACAAACGCCUGAAAUCGAAUUCGACGAUAUUAGCAAUUAUUUAGGAACGAGAGAUAUUGGACAAGGUGAAACAGAGACUCAAACUCCUAUGCUAGGAGUGGAAUUAUUGAACUCUACUAAACCACCCAUCCAACCAGCUUCUGGUGAUCAAAAACUUGAAUCCAUCAAGGCAUCUGGUGAGAGCAAAAAAAACACAGAAUUCGUUGAGCCGCCCAGUGAAUCUGAGGCGGAAUACGCCGACGCAGAAUCAGAACUCGAUCCAGAACAGAAAGACACUGGCAACAAAGCGAAACAAGCAGUUAACCGGGUCGUUCAAACAGUCGUCGAGAAUUCAAAACCGGAGAAAAUAAAACAAAACACGCAAAAAGUCGUUCAAACAGUCGUCGAUAAUGCAAAACAAUUCUACGAUGAUAAGAUGAGGAAACCUAUUAACAGCGGCCCAUCACGCGAAGCUAAUUUGAAAGCUGGUGGUGUUAAAGUACAACAAGUCAUUCAGGAGUUCAUCCAACAACACGCUAAGAAAUUCAAUCAAUUCUUAGAGAAUAGGAUAAGAAGGCGGCCGUCCUCGCAAGAUGGCGAUGACGAUGGCGAUGGCGAUGGUGAACCUGAACCUGGAGUAAGACGUGAAGGUGCUGGGGUCAAGGUAAAAAGAAUGUUUGGCAAUGCUGGUAAAAAAAUUAAUCAGUUCUUUAAUGAAAAAAUAAAGAAACCUCUUAGCGAAAAAUUUAAUUUUAGAUUUAGACUCGAUGUCAAUGUUAGACCUAUAUCUGUUAAUACUGCUCCUGCAGAGGAAUAAAAUAUAUGAUAUGUAUUUUACGUAUGUACUUGGAAAAUAAAAGUCUGCGCA